GAGACUCCAGUAAGGAUGCAAUUGUGCUGUGAAUCCGUAAAUGGCUCUUGCAUAAGGAGCAGCUGGUCGAACAGCAUCCGUAUUUCCAUGUACAUCUUCAUGGUUUGCAUUAUUCUGGCCACAGUGGUUGGAAAUCUGACAGUUAUCAUCUCAAUAUCACAUUUCAAGCAGCUCCACACACCUACAAAUUUCCUGAUACUUUCAAUGGCUACAGUAGACUUCCUGCUGGGAUUCUUCAUCAUGCCUUGCAGUAUGGUGCGGUCUGUUGAGCACUGCUGGUAUUUUGGGGAGUUCUUCUGCAAGAUCCACACGAGCAUGGACAUUAUGCUGAGCACAGCUUCUAUCUUCCAUCUUUCCUUCAUAUCCAUCGACCGUUACUAUGCUGUGUGUGACCCUUUAAGAUACAAAUCAAAGAUAAAUACUUUUGUCAUCGUGGUCAUGGUGUGUAUAAGCUGGAUGGUCCCUGCUGCUUUUGCUUUUGGGAUGAUCUUUCUAGACCUAAACUUGAGAGGGGCAGAAAAGAUUUAUAAUCAUGUCCACUGUGCAGGAGGAUGUUUUCUCAUUUUUAGUGAAACUUCAGGUAUUGUGGCCUCCAUAGUGUCUUUUUACAUCCCUGGAUUUGUUAUGCUGUGCAUCUAUAGGAAAAUAUACUCUGUAGCCAGGAAGCAGGCAAGAUCCAUCAAUGCAAUUAGCAGGAAAAAAAUGCAGUUUGAAAUGAAGCACCACAUUUCAUUCUGCAGAGAAAGGAAAGCUGCUAAGACUUUAGGUAUCAUAAUGGGAGCGUUUCUCAUCUGCUGGACUCCAUUCUUCUUCUUUACAGCUACCAAUCCAUUUAUGAAUUACGUGAUACCUCCUGUUCUCAUUGAUGCUUUGGUUUGGUUUGGCUAUUUAAAUUCUACACUUAACCCAAUUGUUUAUGCAUUUUUUUACAUGUGGUUUCGCAGGGCAUUGAAGAUGAUUCUGUUUGGAAAAGUUUUUCAACAGGAGUCUUCCAGGACUCAUUUGUUUUCAGACUAA
Molecule: messenger RNA, 1017 nt
Organism: Vidua macroura (Pin-tailed whydah)
Lineage: Eukaryota; Metazoa; Chordata; Aves; Passeriformes; Viduidae
Gene: TAAR1
Product: trace amine associated receptor 1
Exons: 1
Coding region: 16-1017 (333 amino acids)
Biological process (GO): adenylate cyclase-activating adrenergic receptor signaling pathway
Cellular component (GO): membrane
Molecular function (GO): trace-amine receptor activity
Source: RefSeq, a predicted model, not a curated record